AUGGUCCCUCUCUUUGCGGUGGGUGCUUGUAUAGGGCUCUUGGUUGUUUUCAAGGUGGUCAGCUCAUGGCGACGACCUCCCCUUCCCCCAGGACCAAAGGGUCGGUGGCCGUUGCUGGGCAUGACUCUUGACAUGCCCACCGCAAAACCAUGGGAGACCAUGGCCAGUUGGGCGAGGGAGUAUGGUCCGCUGGUACAUUUUCGGGUCGGUCUGCAGCACUUUAUCCUCAUCAGUGAUGGACUCAUUGCUCGAGAGUUCCUUGACAAGCGGUCUGGCCAAUAUUCUUCCCGGCCUCCCUCUGAAGUGGGGGACUUAAUCAGUGGCGGCAUGAGAAGUGUGUUGAUGCCGUAUGGUAACCACUGGCGGGCAAUUCGACGCAUCUUCGCCAAUGUCUUGACAAGCAAAAAGUGUGAUUCCUACCUCAGAAUCCAGGAAGGCGAGGCUCUGGUCACAAUCUACCGCAUCCAAGAGGACCCAACCGCCUUUGCAGAAGAGAUCCACCGCUACUCGCUUUCUGUCGCCCGUAGCAUCGCCUUUGGCAAACGUGUGCAAUCAUCCGCCGAUCCGUUUGCCGUCCAAGUCAAAAAGCUGAUGGAGCAAUUCGCCGAUGCCAUGACCCCCGGCAAGUACCUCUUCGAGGCCAUUCCAAGUCUCCGCAAGCUGCCGCGCUCCAUGCAGCCCUGGUUGCCCGAACUUGAGCAAUUCCGCGACUAUGAACACACCUUCAGCCUGAUGAACUACCGCGAGGCCCUUGACUAUGCUGAGAAGCACCCGGACCGGCCGUGCAUCGCCCGGGACAUCCACAAGGAGAUGAAGGAAACCGGAGAAGUCAAUGAGCUCCAAGCCGCGACGACCUGCAUGGAGAUCUUGGGUGCGGGAUCUGACACCACGGCCAAUUCCUUGCUCUUUGUCAUUCUGGCGUGCAUUGCGCACCCCGAUGUACAGAAGAAGGCGCACGAAGAGCUCGACAGAGUCAUUGGACAAGGCCGGUUUCCGACGUGGGAGGACGAGCCGAAUUUGCCAUACAUUCGGGCGAUCAUCAAGGAGCAGCACCGAUGGAGAUCCAUUGCGCCGAUGAGUUUCUCGCACUGGUCGGACCGGGAAGACGUGUACAAUGGCUAUCGAAUCCCCAAGAACGCCGUGGUCCGGGUUAACACAUGGGCGAUCCAUCAAGACCCAGCUCGCUACCCGAAUCCCGAGACCUUCAUGCCAGAGCGCUUCCUGGACUUUAACCUCUCCGCGGCCGCGUACGCCAAUUCCCCGGAUGUGGCUGCACGCGACCACUUCAGCUACGGUGGCGGCAAGCGCAUCUGCGUGGGCCUGCACCUGGCGGAGCGGAGUCUCUUCAACAUGACGGCGCGCCUGCUGCACGCCUUCGAGAUGCUUCCCGCGCUCGACGUCAGCGGUCGCGAGAUCCCGAUCGACCCAAAUGACGUUAAGACCGCGCUCAUCAUGGCGCCUAACAAAUUCGCCGCCCAGUUCCAGCUGCGCGGCGAGAAAAUUGCAGAGACGCUAGAAAGAGAGUGGAGGGAGAAGGUGGGCGGCGUGGGGGAGAGUUGGAGUUGA
Molecule: messenger RNA, 1566 nt
Organism: Cladophialophora psammophila CBS 110553
Lineage: Eukaryota; Fungi; Ascomycota; Eurotiomycetes; Chaetothyriales; Herpotrichiellaceae
Exons: 6
Coding region: 1-1566 (521 amino acids)
Molecular function (GO): monooxygenase activity; iron ion binding; heme binding
Source: RefSeq, a predicted model, not a curated record